This is a messenger RNA of Penicillium alfredii, 891 nucleotides long. Its product is annotated as class I SAM-dependent DNA methyltransferase. Lineage: Eukaryota; Fungi; Ascomycota; Eurotiomycetes; Eurotiales; Aspergillaceae. The transcript has 2 exons. Bases 1 to 891 code for a protein of 296 amino acids. The record is from RefSeq and is a predicted model, not a curated record.
AUGGCGCAGACCAUCCAGCAACGCCUGGCCGAACAACCGCCCACCGGUUCACAGCCGAUCCAGUACAUGGCCACAGUGGAUGCGUACGACAAAUGGGCCGAGGUCUACGACACAGACGGCAAUUUCCUGCAACGGCUCGACACCAUUGAGAUGCGCGCCCUGCUACCCCGGUUCCUGGACCACGUGAGCGCACGCUUCGGCUCGACGGACCAGCUCACGCUCGUGGAUCUGGGGUGUGGCACGGGCAGGAAUACGAUCCAGAUGCUGGAGGCUCUAUCUCAAAAGACAAGCCUUACGGCCACCCCCGCAAUCGAGGUGGUAGGGCUGGAUGCAUCACCGGGGAUGCUGGAGGUCGCGCGGACAGCGAUCCAAGCGAGUGUCUCGCACAGAAACAAGACCGAGGAGACUCACAGUCCCGCAAGCUCGCUGGCAGUCUUUGAUCUCCUGCAACCGGAUUCUGGCAGCGCACAGCUCCCGCCGUCACUACGAGGUGACCACUCUGGCGCGGCGGGGGUGAUCUCCACGCUGGUGCUGGAGCACAUCCCCCUGAAAGAGUUCUUUGCGGCGGCGUCGGCGAUGAUGCGACCCGGUGCGUAUCUGCUCGUGACGAAUAUGCAUGCGGAUAUGGGGGCGCGCAGCCAGGCUGGGUUCACGGAUCCUGAGACUGGGGUCAAGAUCCGUCCCACGAGUUACUGCCAUUCCAUCCCCGAGGUGCGCGCAGCAGCAGAUGAAGCCGGGUUUCUGGUGGCUGAUCUGGUCGGGGAGACAGGGGAGAAUGGGGUGUUGGUGAGGGAUGUCGAUGAGCGCUUGGGCAAUGUAUUGGGCGAUCGAGCAAAGAAGUGGGUUGGGGUGCAGGUGUGGUUUGGAGUGUCUUUUAGGAAAAGAGAGUGA